AUGGAUCCUUAACAAAAAUUCUUGCUUCUCAAAAAGAAAUUAGAUUCUUUGAACUACUGCUAUCCUUUCACUAUUGAAAGUGCUGCUAUGGUUGAAAGGCUUCUUAAUGAGAAUCUAAAAAUUUCAGAGAUGUAUUAAAAUGUUAAAAAGCAAAAUAAUGAAGCUCUUAAGAACAUUGCUAAAGCAGAGUAGUCUUUAGAGCCUCUUAAAAAGGAAAAUGCUAAAUUAAUUAAGGAGAAUAAUGAUCUUCAUUAUGCUAUGAUAAAAGUAAAAGAAGAUGCAGAACUUGCUAACAAUAGAUGGAAAACUACUUACAAUUCAUUGGAAGGCGAAAAAAACGAUUUAAAAUUCUUGGUUGAUUAAAAGGAAGCUAGAAUUAGAAAAGUUGAAGAUGAAAAUUUAGCUCUUAAGACGAAACUUGACACUUUUAUGAGUAAGGUUUAUAUACCUUCUACAUAAGGAGGAUUAGAAAAUUUACCUCCCUCUUACAUAAAUGCCAACAUUUCAGCUCCUACUAAUAUAUCAUUAUCAAAAAAAGGAAACCAAUUUGACUUAAAUAAACCUCUAAAUGAAUUUAAUGAGUACUAGAAUAAUAGAGAAGAGGAAAUGAGAAAUUGGGCUGAUUAAAUUAGAACUUAAGAUGUUCGAAUUGAAGAAUUGCAAAGAGAAUUGAGAGGACAAGAAGAAAAAAAUGUACUUUUAAAUGAAAAAAUCAAACACAUGCAAAUAUAAAUCCAAAACAGAGAAUCAGAGAUUACUAGACUUUAGUCUAAGAUUGACAUUGGUAGUCUUAAUGUCGAUAAGCUUUCAAAGGAUUAUCAAAUUGAAUAAUAAGUUGAAAAGGUUGAAAGACUCAAUCAUUAGAUUGAUUUCUUAACAAAAGAAAAUCACUAAAUGGACACAGAAUUGAAAAAUCUCAAGUCUGACCUGAAGAGAAUAUAAAUGAUCAAAGAAGAAAACAGAAAUCUUAGUGAUAAGGUCUAUGAUUUAAAUUAAAGCCUUGAGAGUGCUAGAAGGAUAAUUGAAUCUCAUGACGCAAAAAGAAAGCAAAUUGAAGAUCUAUACAAGAAUUAACUUUAAAAGCUUGAAGAAAAGUUAAAGAACAACGAUGCUAGCAAGGAAGAGUUUGAUAAUUAAUAUAAAGAUUUAGAAGACGAAAUCAAGAGACUGUAAUAAGAAAAUGAGUAACUUAAGCAAGAAGCUUCUAGAGCAGAUUAAGUAGUGAAUGCAUAUUAAAGUGAUAAAAGAGUAUUCAGCUAGGCAGUUGAGAGUGUAAGAGCUGAAAAAGAGCAAGCCCUUAGUAAAAUGGAGAAGUAUGUUAAGGAACUUGAAGAGAAAUAAGUUUAACUUUAAGAUUAUGAAGAUGAAAAAGCUAUUCUACAUAGCAAGAUUUCUCAACUCUAGAGAGAAAUUGAUUUAACAAAUGCUAAUUAAGAUCGUCUAAGUUCUGAAAACAGAUUGCUCAAUGAUGAAAUUUUGAGAUUAAAGGCCAAUAUUCGCAGUCUUGAGUAAGACAAUUUAGAUUUAAAUGACAAAUAUAAAGAUGCUAAAUUAGAGGGUGAGCGUAUUUUGAAGUAAAAGGAUUUCCUUCAAGAUUAAAUUGAAAGAGCUAAAACAGAUACUUAUAAAUUUAAGAGUGAUGUAGACACUUAGAGCAUAGCAAGAGAAAGAUUAGAAAAGCUCUACGAGAAUUUGCAAAAAGAAAAUUCCAUUUUGAAAAAAGAUAUUGGAAAUUUGGAGCAAAUGAAUUAACAAUCAAAGAGCUUGAUCUUAGAAGCAGAAGAAAAGCAAAGAGAAUAAUUUACUUAAAUCAGAAUACUUUAAGACUAAGUUAAAGAAUUAGAAAGAUAAAAUAAAUUAAGUAAUGAUGUAAUUGAUUAAAAGUCUAAAGAAAUUCGCUAAAUAGAAUCUGCAAGAGCAGAAACAGAAAGAGAAAAUCUGCAGUUAACAGCAAUUAAAAGAAAAUAUGACGAUAUUGUUGACAAAUAAAAGAGAUAAUUAGAAUAAAUUACUGAUUUAGAGGAUAAGAGACUCAAGGUUAUUAGAGAAGCAGACUAGCUUAAAUUUGAUAUUAUGGAUAAGGAGGAAAGUAUCAAAAAGCUCUAAGACUAACUCAGGAUUGAAAGAGAUGAGAGAGUUAGAUUAGCUCAAGAACUCCAAUCAAUCUCUUAAGAAACAGAUUCUAUAAAUUAAACUAUCUAAAAAUCAAAGGAAAAAGAAACUGAAUAUUCUUAUAUCGCUUUAGAAUUAGAGAAAACAAGAGAGAGGGAAAGAAAAUAAAUUAUUGAGAUAGAGGCCCUAUAGACUGAAGUCAGAAAAAUGGAAUAACUUAUUUCACAAGGCACCCGCUAAGUUGAGAAUUUAAAUAAUUAAAAAGAAGAAUAUUUAAAAGAAAUUAAGGAGUUAAGAAAAGAAAUGUUAAAUACAAAGAGCGACAAAGAAAACGGUUUUACAAAAUCUAUCUAACUCUAAGAGAAAAUCAACACUUAAGAACUAUUAGUACAAGAUCUUAAGGACAGCUUGUCAAAAGAAGAAAGAAAAGUUAAAAAUCUUGAAAAUGAAAUUAAAAUUUUAACUAAUGAAAAUACAGAAUAAAGACAGAGAAUUUAUGAAAUUGAAACAAAUAACAAAUAAUUAAAAACUAUUGCUGAAGGUUUGGAAAGAGCAAAGGAAGAACUCUUAGAGAGAUUGUAAAACAGAAACAGUGAACGUGUUGAAGAAGAAGGUGAAAAAAUAAAAUUACAAAAGGAAAUAUAAUCUCUUGGAAAGUAGCUUAAUGAAGUUAAUUAAGAACUUAAAUAGGCCUAAGAUUCAAUAGUUACCAUUGAUUAAGAAAGAGAUGAAAUACAAGAAUAGCUUGAUAAGAAAAUCUUAGAAAACGAAAAGAUUAAGCAGGUUUUAGAACAAUAUGAAAACGACCUCGAAAAAUUGAGAGAUAAGAGAAAUGAAUUGAGCAGCAAAUCUGAUCAAAGUGUUCAAAGAGUUAUUUAACUUGAAGCUACUAUUAAGGAUUAAAAUAAGAAAAUAUAAUAACUCCUCCUAGAAGUUGAUAACUGUAAGUAUACUUUAACUGUCAAGGACAAGGAAUUACAAGAUUUAGCUAAUGACUUAAAUGUUGUAACAAGAGAAAAUUAAAAUCUUACAGGUGAACUCGUCAAGAUAGCUGGUGAAAGAGAUGAUAUUAGACAUCAAUUGAAUAAUGUAAUGAUUGAAGAAAAGAAAUAAAAACAAGGACUAAGAGCUGUUGAAAUGGAAAAAUCAGAUCUUCUUACAUAAUAUAAAUAAGUUUGUAUUGAUAAUGAAAGACUUGAAAGACAGUCACAAGAUUUAAUUAUUGAAAAUUAAAAUUUGUUUAGAAAAGCUUAAGAUUUAGAAAAAGAGUUGGCUUUGUUGCAAGGCCACCUUGGACACCAUGAAGGAAAAUAAGGCUAAAUGAUAAAUGAUCUUAAGAAUAUGGAAAGAUAAAUCACAUUCUUAAACUAAAAACUUGAAUAAGCUGAUUAGCACAUAAGAGAUAUUAUUCAAGAAAAGGAGAAUAUCCAUCGUUAAUACGAUAGCAUGAUGAGAGUUUCUCAAGGGCUUGAAGGAAAUAGGGAUGAAAUGCAAAGAUAACUUAUGACUCUAGAAAAUGAAAAAAUUUAAUUAGUUGAAAAUCUUAAUAUGUUGAAACGUGAAUGUGAGGCUAAGGCUUCUGAGUUAGAUUACCAUAGAAAUAGAGUCUCCCAACUUGAAGAAAUUUUGUUAAGAGAACGUUAAGCUUAACACAGAUAAUCUCUUGAAGUCCAAAGUAUAAUUUAAGAAAGAGAUCAGAUUUCAAGAUAGCUUGAUGAGAUGAAAUAGCAAAAUUUAAAUUUAUAAGGAUAUCUUCAAGAUAACGAAAGAAAUAACAGCUUAUACAACUCUGCAUAGAAAGAUCAAAAGAUCGUUCCAGUCCUUGAAAAAAAAAUUGAUGACAAGAAUCAACUUAUCAAAACUUUAGAAAGCGAACAAAUAUAACUCAGAUAAGAAAACAGUAAACUAAAAUUAAAUAUGGUUUUAUAUUAAAAAGAAAAAGAAGAUCUUGAAAAAAGACUUUACAACUUAAAAGAUUCUCAAAUGAGUGAUACUAUAAAAAGUUCUUAUGAAAAAAAUCCUCGUUAAUAAGACAAUGACUAAUAAAAUUAGUAAGGCUGGGAAAGAAUAUAGGCAGAAAGAAGAGAAUUUUAAAAAUCAUUGAAUGAAGCUAGUAUGAGAAGCUAUGCUCUCAAUUAAAAUGUAAAAAAUUUAAAAAAAGAAUAUGACCAAGUUCUUCCUCCAAGCUCUACUAAAUCUAAAAAUAAUAAUUGA
Messenger RNA from Tetrahymena thermophila SB210, 4326 nucleotides. RefSeq lists its product as hypothetical. The record is from RefSeq and is a predicted model, not a curated record. NCBI's taxonomy places the organism in Eukaryota, Ciliophora, Oligohymenophorea, Hymenostomatida, Tetrahymenidae. The transcript has 14 exons.